Sceloporus undulatus (fence lizard) is the source of this 1927-nucleotide messenger RNA. It is a transcript of the gene DYTN, whose product is annotated as dystrotelin. NCBI's taxonomy places the organism in Eukaryota, Metazoa, Chordata, Lepidosauria, Squamata, Phrynosomatidae. Gene Ontology annotation, cellular component: plasma membrane. The transcript is spliced from 9 exons. Gene Ontology annotation, biological process: synaptic signaling. The record is from RefSeq and is a predicted model, not a curated record. Gene Ontology annotation, molecular function: zinc ion binding. Bases 37 to 1368 code for a protein of 443 amino acids.
UGGCUCCCCACCCUCUACAGGUUGUCAGCAACAGAAAUGGUCACCCACCAGGCCAAAUGUAAUGUCUGUAAGAGCUUUCCUAUCACUGGACUAAGGUAUCAUUGUCUGAAAUGCCUAAACUUUGACCUUUGCCAAGUCUGUUUCUUUACUGGACAAAACAUCAAACCCCACAAGAAGUCGCAUCCUGUGGUAGAACACUGCAGGCCAGUGUCAGCAAAAGAGAACCUCAAGCUAUUUUUCCGUAUGAUCCGAAACAAUUUGCUGCCAGGACGUUGCAACAGGAAAGAAGCGCUGAGAAGAAAGGUGUUGGGGAUGACAGGUAACAGAGAUUUUUCUGCCCCAGGCCAAACACUUCCUGCUCCCAUUCAGCUCAUUUCCUCAGGAGAUCUUGGACCAUCUGACCUGAAACUUGAACAUACUUUAGAACUUCAGCAGAGCAAAUCUUCAGAUGGCCAAAUAUCCCAAGCACAGCAGAAAGAAAAUAACAGCAGAUUACUCAGCCCAGAAAUAAUAUCCAGUCAGGUGCUUUCUUCUGUUAAGGUAGAGUUGGCUAAAACACAGGAAUCGAUCAACGCUCUUCAGAAUGAGAACAGGUACCUGAGGAAGCAAGUGAGCAAAUGGAAGAACCAAGUGCAGGUCCUUCACUCUGCUCAAGAAGAGAGAAACUGCGCACUGGGGGCCAGGUUUGAUGAGUUGAUAGUGAACCAGGAAAACCUCAAGAUGGAGCUCCAGAAAAUGGGAAUAGAAAUUAAGACUUUACAUAACAAGAAAUCCUUGAAGGAAAAGAAUGUUCAGAAUGGAUCCAGUUGUCCUCCAUCAAAGGUGAAGCAUAUGAAAUAUUUGAAGUACAAGUCUUUGGAUUGCUCAGCUCCCUCAGUUGAACAGAAGUGGUUCUUGAAGGAACCACAGACUGGCCCACUCACCAGAAAUUCCAGAUCACCGGAAGCCUCAUUGCAGUCACAGUUCUUCCCAAAUACCAGUCCUGAAGUUGCACAUCGCAAAAAACCAAAUGGGAGAACUGUUCCUCUUACAAAUGGUUCUGGAGAUCAAAAGCCUGAACACAUCGGGGACCAUCUAAGUACUAGGUUUAAGACCUUAAGCUCUCACUCUUCCCCUAUAAUGGAGACAUGUCUCACCAAGAGGCAGACAGAAGAGGAAGAACUGCAGCACUUAGUGAGGAAGCUGAAGGAUGCCCUGUCCUUCCAAGUACAACCAGAUCAGCCAUGUGACCACAAGAAUGGAUUGCUCUCCACAGCUGAGCAUGUUUAUAAGUCACUCUCUAGUGUCAUCAGCCAAGUAACUUUGCCAACUAGGGAAUAUGAAGGCGGUGAUACUGGUCCGUUCCCAUUGCUUGAUUGCCCAAGAUAAAGAAGAUAGCCACUUCAUAUUCACUCACAAAGGAGUCACCUGAAUUUGCGAAAACGUGCCUAGAUGUUGGGGAGAAAGCAACAUGAAAAUAAAUUUCUAGUGUAUCCGAAACUAUACUUCUCCUGACAUGAUCAAUACUGUUUCUUAUUUCACGUCAUUUUCAACUUUCUAAGUAUUGAUUAUUUGAUAUGAUAGACCAAACUCUCUCAAUUCAGUGCUUUCAGUUGUGUUGGACUACAACUCCCCCCCCCCAUUCCCAGCCACAUGACUUAUAAGUGUUGUCCUUUAAAACAUCUGAUGGGAACUCAGAUGAGGUAAGGGAGUGUUACUUUCAGGAGACAGAUGCUCAAUGUACUUUAAGCCACCCUGACCAUCUGAUCAGAAUGUGGAUGAGGCAGGAGCUUUGCUGAAAUGGCUGAGCAAUUUUAACAAUAUUCUUUAGCAAUGUUAGCAAUAUUCUUGAAGCUGUGACAAAAUCUUAGAAAACCAUGCAGGCAAAAAGAGUAUUCACAGUUUAGGACUUGUGCUCGCAAAAUUCACAUUUUUCAUUAUUGUUAAA